CUCCACUCCGUCCCAGCGCUUGCCUCAGGUCGCAGAUGAAGUCAGAGGUCUGCAUAAAUGAAAGGGAAUACGUAUCAACAAGUUAGUUUACGUUGAUGCGUCAUUUGGGUGACUUCUCCCAACAUGCGGGCACCAAACUGACUAUGGGACAGUGAACACAUGCUGCCAGCUGGUCCAAGUUCAACAUCCACUUUGCCAGACUUUCGCCGAACUGCGCCGGAGCGUAAUUACGCACGUUUACCAUGGCACCGAUGUUGGACAAACGUGGUCCCGCUUUGCUUCUAAUCUGGAGCUACUGCGUCCUGGCGGAUUCGGCGUUUACCAACUUUACUUUGGACAACGAGUUCCAUUCAAGUUUCAUCCACCGUCGUCUGAAGAGUCAGGAGCGCAGAGAGAUGCAGAGGGAGAUUCUGUCGAUCCUGGGGCUGCCACACCGGCCCAGACCCCACCUGCACGGGAAACACAACGCUGCCCCCAUGUUUAUGUUGGACUUGUACAACGCCAUAACCACGGAUGUCGAGGGCAGAUACUCGUACCCCUACAAGCCCGUGUUCACCACGCAGGGGCCACCCAUAGCCAGCCUCCAGGACAACAACUUCUUGAACGAUGCAGAUAUGGUCAUGAGUUUUGUCAAUUUAGUGGAACAUGACAAAGAGUUCUUCCCUCUGCGGCGGCAUCAUAAGGAGUUUCGCUUCGACCUGUCAAAGAUCCCGGAGGGCGAAGCCGUCACUGCGGCCGAGUUCAGGAUCUAUAAAGACUUCAUCCACGAAAGAUUCGACAACGAAACCUUCCGCAUCAGCGUGUACCAGGUGCUGGAGGAGCACUCAGACAGAGAGUCUGACCUGUUCCUUCUGGACUCGCGGGUCAUCUGGGCGGCGGAGGAGGGCUGGCUCGUGUUCGACAUCACAGCCACAAGUAACCACUGGGUCGUGAACCCGGGCCGCAACCUGGGCCUUCAGCUGGGUCUGGAGAGCAGCAGCGGUGAAAGCCUGAAUCCCCGAGUGGCAGGCCUGAUUGGACGCAGCGGGCCUCAGAAUAAACAGCCCUUCAUGGUGGCCUUCUUCAAAGCUACAGAGGUGCACCUGCGCAGCAUUCGCUCAGCGUCCGGCGGCAACAAGCACAGGAACUCGAACCGCUCCAAAACGACAAAGAACCAGGACGCUCUGAAGAUGGCCAAUGUCGCGGAAAACAGCAGCACUGAUCAGAAACAGGCCUGUAAGAAGCACGAGCUCUACGUCAGCUUCAGAGACCUGGGGUGGCAGGACUGGAUCAUCGCUCCAGAGGGCUACGCCGCGUACUACUGCGAGGGAGAGUGCGCCUUCCCUUUAAACUCCUACAUGAACGCCACAAACCACGCCAUUGUGCAAACGCUGGUCCAUUUUAUCAACCCGGACACAGUUCCUAAGCCGUGCUGUGCUCCCACUCAGCUCCACGCCAUCUCUGUGCUCUACUUUGACGACAGCUCCAACGUCAUUCUGAAAAAGUACCGCAACAUGGUGGUCAGGGCCUGCGGCUGCCACUAGGACUUUCCACUUUAGUCUUAAAAACUAAACUUAGACGACUACUUCCACUCCGUAGUCUGAGAACUGAAGCAAGAGAAACGUUUAGAUUUUUGACUGAAAACUCACGCACAAGCUGCCCCGGUCCACGUGUUGGCGCUGUCUACUGUGCACAGGCUCACAGCAUUACACAGGUGUUCAGUAGAGAUGGGGAAGGCAACAUGACUCUUCUUGACUGAUUUUGGGUGUGGUUAGAUAAAUAUUCAUGGGUUUCAACAUCCUCUUUACUGGUGACAUUUGUGGGAUUUGGAGUUAUUAAUUGGCUCUGGGCA
Molecule: messenger RNA, 1831 nt
Organism: Periophthalmus magnuspinnatus
Lineage: Eukaryota; Metazoa; Chordata; Actinopteri; Gobiiformes; Gobiidae
Gene: bmp7b
Product: bone morphogenetic protein 7b
Exons: 7
Coding region: 243-1523 (426 amino acids)
Biological process (GO): SMAD protein signal transduction
Cellular component (GO): extracellular region
Molecular function (GO): cytokine activity; growth factor activity
Source: RefSeq, a predicted model, not a curated record